Molecule: messenger RNA, 2718 nt
Organism: Puccinia graminis f. sp. tritici CRL 75-36-700-3
Lineage: Eukaryota; Fungi; Basidiomycota; Pucciniomycetes; Pucciniales; Pucciniaceae
Product: phosphatidylserine decarboxylase
Exons: 6
Coding region: 1-2718 (905 amino acids)
Biological process (GO): phospholipid biosynthetic process
Molecular function (GO): phosphatidylserine decarboxylase activity; calcium ion binding
Source: RefSeq, a predicted model, not a curated record
AUGUCAUCCUCAUCCAUCCCCAUCUCACUCUCACUCUCCUCAUCCUCAUCACUCUCAUCCAGUAGCUCAUCACUAGCUGCAGCAGGACUACUAUCAACUACCAGCCCACCCCCUCCUACUACCAACAUCAACACUUCCUCAAAGAUCUCACCACUCAAGGGCGCACUCAACCGUGUCAAAAACAUCCCAAGCUCACUCAAACCAUCCAACCUAAUCACCUCAUCAGCAAACAGAACCAAAUCAAAAUCACCCAACCGACUACCACAACCAUCGAACCUCAAACUCAAAUCAGUACCAAGCAUCGACCUCAAUAAUGCCAUCGGGAUGUGCUCCAUCGAAAUCAAUCGGGCAACCGGCCUACCCUACUGGAAAGCGGUUACCAGGCUAAGCUUCGACAUGGACCCAUUUGUUAUCAUCAGUUUCGGGAAAAAGAUCUUUCGAACUCGAGUCAUCAGACACUCCAUGGAUCCAGUCUGGGAUGAAAAGUUGUUCUUUCACGUUCAGAAGAGCGAGAUGUGUUUUAGCAUCCUAUUCAGUAUGUACGAUUGGGAUAAGAUGUCCUCGAAUGAUUAUAUCGGCGAAAGCGAACUACUGCUCGAAGAUCUAGUCAAUGAUACCCAACAAAAUUUGAGACUCAACCCUGAGACUGGUCUCUACCAAUUAGAUCAGACCGGAAAAUUAAUAGGAGAUCAGAUGUCAAAUUAUGAGCUCCCAGUCGUCCACAAGCCAUCCUCGAGCUCCAAAUCACCUCCAUCAACCGACUCGCACGGUGGGGAGGCCAAUCAAGUAACCUACAACGGUAAGCUAUCGAUCAAGGCUAAAUUUAUUCCCUACUCGGCUAUGCGUCAGGUGUUUUGGAGAAAAUAUCUCGAAGAGUUUGAUACAGAUGAGUCUGGCACCAUCUCGACCACCGAAUUGACCUCCAUGCUCGACUCACUCGGUUCCACCCUCACUCGAGAGACCAUCUCCGGCUUCUUCUCUCGCUACGGCAAAUCAUCAAACCAAGAUCAAGACACGCUGUCAUUCGAACAGGUCAUCGGCUGUUUAGAAUCCGAACUGAUGAAACCCGCUCAUGAAAGAAAUCGAAUCGAUGCUGAAGAUGAACAGAUCGGUGUCGGUCUCAGUGCAGUCCCAACCGAAAAAGCACUUGACGACGAAAACCGGAAUGAUGAGGGCUCGCCAAUUGCCGAUCCCACUUCAUCGCCAACAUCUCCAUUGGUUUCGAUCAGCUUCAUCGGACACAAUCCCAUGGAUGUCACCAAAAACCCUUCCCAAACUGAUUCAGUAACCAACUCGCCAUCUAGCACAAACCUGGAUGAGAUCAGCAGUUAUGAUCCACCCAGUCCAACCCAAACUCGAACUCGUUCCCGCUUCCAAACCGAGAAAGUCGUCAACAUCUCCUGCUGUCCGAUCUGUCAUCAGGAACAAGAUCGAUCACAAGUCGAGAUGGAGAUGGUAACCCAUAUGGCCGUCUGCGCAUCCCAGGAUUGGACUUCCCUCCAAAAUAUCUUGUCCCCCGGUAACUUUGUCACCUCAUCCCAAGCCAACCGAAAAUGGUUUACCAAAGUGAUCGGCAAAGUGCAAAAUGGGAAAUACUCAUUGGGAGCUAAUUCGGCCAAUAUAAUCGUACAAGAUAGGAGGACUGGGAAGUUGAUCGAGGAGAAGAUGCAAGCGUACGUUCGAUUAGGGAUUAGAUUGAUGUAUAAAUCUGGGUCGGGUAGCUCGAGAGAGAAUCGAAUGGAACACCAAAAGAUUAAGAAGUUGUUGAAAUCAUUGACGAUCAAACAAGGGAAUAAGUUCAACUCACCCGACUCGAUCAAAGAAAUUUCACCCUUCAUUAACUUUCAUGAAUUAGAUUUGAAUGAGGUCAAAUUACCACUCAAUCAAUUCAAGAACUUCAACGAGUUUUUCUACCGGGAACUCAAGCCGAAUGCGCGUCCGAUAGACAGUCCCGAAGAUCGCGCGAUCUUGACUUCAGUGGCCGAUUGCAGGUUGAUGGUGUUCAAAGACUUGACUCAAUCGAAAUUGAUUUGGAUCAAAGGACGACGGUUCAGUUUACAGAAACUUUUAGGCGCUCUAGGCACCCGCAACAUUCCCAACACUAACAGUCCAAAUGUUACUGCCACUGUCAUCGAUCCACAACCCGCGCUUCCGGUCGACGAAAAACAAGAUGAUCAGAAUGACAACGAAGGUUCAAAUGAGAACAGUCUCAAUAGUAUCAACAGUAGCUCGACUAAUAAUCCCUCUAUCAAUGAGACUCUCAGUCGUGACGAUGAGAAGUGGGCGCUCGGGAUCUUUAGGUUGGCGCCCCAGGAUUAUCAUCGGUUCCACUCGCCGAUCGAUGGUAAGAUCAUCGACGUGGAAUACAUCGAAGGCCAAUACUACACUGUUAAUCCAAUGGCGAUUCGGUCUUGUAUCGACGUCUAUGGUGAAAACGUUCGAGUAGUAGUUUGCAUUGAAACCGAGAAGUUCAAUAAAGUUUAUUGUGUUUUUGUUGGUGCCAUGAUGGUAGGUAGUAUUAAUAUGAGUAUUAAGUUAGGCGAUCAUGUUCGAAAAGGCCAGGAUAUCGGAUACUUCGCCUUUGGUGGAUCGACCAUUUUGACUAUUAUUGAAAGUGACAAGAUUGAAUGGGAUGAUGAUUUACAGACCAAUUCAAAUCAUUCGGUCGAGACGUUGGUCAGAGUUGGCACUCGAGUAGGUGUCUGUAAAAGCACUUGA